GCCAAACAAUAUUUCCAGCUCACAGACUUUCAACAUGAAUACAGAAUAUGUCGAGCCACGAUAUGUUGAUAAAGUGAAGCUCCAUGCGCUUCUCGCGCGCUUAUUCCCUGAACAAUCCUGGAGGGCUGAGAUACGAAGAGGAAAGUGGGUCAUCGAGACUCCUAGAACUCUAUCAAAGGAAGAACUAGAUUCCGUCGCUUCGUAACACAAUGUCUGCAAAGCGACGUGACCACACAGCCCGCUUAUCCACCUCUUGCCUGUUUGCCUUUUAUAUUUCUGUAGUCGCAGCCU
Messenger RNA from Lindgomyces ingoldianus, 291 nucleotides. RefSeq lists its product as uncharacterized. Lineage: Eukaryota; Fungi; Ascomycota; Dothideomycetes; Pleosporales; Lindgomycetaceae. The record is from RefSeq and is a predicted model, not a curated record. Bases 35 to 205 code for a protein of 56 amino acids. The transcript has 3 exons.